CCUUAUCGUUGUCUGAUUGGCACCGAUAAAAUUGUUUCUGUGUUCCCCGUCCUCGAGCGUCCUUUAUACGCGCUAUGUUGUGUUUACAACUUGUCGGGGCGCUGUUGCGAAGACUUCCGUGCUCCGAAAAGCCGUCUGUUGGGCCCCAAUCUAAUGCGUCUGAGCAAGCAGAGGUUGAGAAACCGAAGUUAGUUUUUAUCAUGGGAGCCAUUGGCUUCGGUCUCAACAUAAUAAGUAUUCUGUUCUUGUAUGAUCAUGAUCAUGGCCAUGAUUACAGUCACGAUCACCACGGUGUGGAACAUGAAGUUGCCCCUCCUGAGAACUCUGAUUCGGUAGGAUUGAUCGAUGAAAAGCACCUUCACCAUAAACACCAUGCGUCCACCACUAGCUCCCACGGUCCUAAGCGUGACCUAGCCAUGAUGGGUGUCUUGAUACAUGUACUUGGAGAUACUGGAAAUAACCUGGGGGUUAUGGCCGCAGCAUUGGUGAUCUGGCUGGCUCACUACGGUGGAAGGUUUUAUGCAGAUCCAGCGGCGAGCAUGGGAAUCACAUUGAUGAUUCUGGCCUCUUCUAUUCCCUUAAUCAAACAAGCUGGUCUCAUUCUGUUGCAGAGUGCUCCAAGUGGAGUAGACCAUGAUGAUGUGAAGCAUGACCUAGAAAAGGUACCUGGGGUUAUUGCCGUUCAUGAACUCUAUAUCUGGCGGUUAAAUCAAGCCAAGUCAUUAGCAUCCGUCCAUGUCACAUUGUCCGACGAUGAUAUGUCCACAUUCACCACAGUGGCUAAAACCAUAAACGAGUGCUUCCAUGCAUACGGAAUCCACACAGUCACCCUUCAACCCGAGGUUCCGACGAAUUUGAAAAGUCUGUCCACCGUGGCCAGUGAAUCUGCAAUAGGUGAAACAAGCAGGCAGAGCCUCGCGAAGACCGCAAAACAAUGCUAGGUUGUUUGUGGGAGCUUAUGUCAAAACCUAAUUUGUUGUAACUAAAAGAAGAGAAGUUAUUUAUAUGAAGGUCAUACAUCCCAUUAUAAUCAAUCGAUGUGUGAGGUAGUUACCCUAAGAUAUAGUCGUGGACUAUGUGCGUGUGGAUUGGAGAUCCGGCUGUGCGCAAAU
This is a messenger RNA of Aspergillus glaucus CBS 516.65, 1112 nucleotides long. RefSeq lists its product as uncharacterized. Gene Ontology annotation, molecular function: zinc ion transmembrane transporter activity. Lineage: Eukaryota; Fungi; Ascomycota; Eurotiomycetes; Eurotiales; Aspergillaceae. Gene Ontology annotation, cellular component: membrane. The coding region runs from base 201 to 941 and encodes 246 amino acids. The transcript has 5 exons. Gene Ontology annotation, biological process: zinc ion transmembrane transport; intracellular zinc ion homeostasis. The record is from RefSeq and is a predicted model, not a curated record.